Molecule: messenger RNA, 2407 nt
Organism: Panicum virgatum (switchgrass)
Lineage: Eukaryota; Viridiplantae; Streptophyta; Magnoliopsida; Poales; Poaceae
Product: receptor-like protein 2
Exons: 1
Coding region: 46-2172 (708 amino acids)
Molecular function (GO): protein binding
Source: RefSeq, a predicted model, not a curated record
CACUACCACAUUCUCCAAAAAUAGCAGCUUAAGUGAAUAAGGGUCAUGGCUUUCAUCGGCCUCGCUCUCGAUCUGCUGCUGCUGCUGCUUUCCAUGGCCUCUCCCGCCUCCUCAUGCAACGCGCAGGAGAAGGCCUUCCUCCUCCAGUUCCUCGCGGGGCUCUCGCAGGACAAUGGCCUCACAGCAUCAUGGCGGAAUGACACUGAUUGCUGCGAGUGGGAAGGCAUAACCUGCAGCGGUGAUGGGGCAGUCGUUAAGGUCUCCUUGGCUUCCAGAGGCCUUGCAGGGUGCAUCUCACCAUCCCUUGGUGACCUCACAAACCUUCAGAGCCUCAACCUGUCGCACAACUCCUUUGCUGGCGGCUUUCCAUUGGAGCUGCUGGCCUCCAGUAGCAUCGUCGUGCUCGAUGUCAGUUUCAACCAUCUCAGCAGGGCCCUGCAACCACAAGAGAGCUACUCUUCGGUAUCUAAUUACAGUCGACUGCAGGUCUUGAACAUCUCAAGCAAUCUGUUCACAGGAGAGUUACCAUCGGCAGUGUGGGAGAAAAUAAGAAAUCUAGUUGUGCUCAAUGCAAGCAACAACAAUUUCCAAGGUUUGAUGCCGUCGUCAUUCUGCAUCAGCUCAUCAUCGUUUGCAGUGCUUGACCUUACCCACAACAAAUUCAGUGGCAGCAUCCCGGUCGGUCUAGGUAAAUGCUCUGCUCUUAGGGUACUCAUGGCUGGGCACAACAGUCUCAGUGGUCCGCUUACUGAUGAAAUCUUCAAUGUUUCCUCAUUAGAGUACCUAUCUUUUCCCAGCAGUGGUUUACAUGGAGUGCUUGAUGGUGCACGCAUAAUGAACCUCAGAGAUCUAUCUCACCUUGAUCUUGGCGGUAACAUGCUAAUUGGUGAAAUUCCAGAUUCCAUAGGUCAGCUCAAAAGACUAAAGGAGCUCCGCUUAUACCGCAACCACAUGUCUGGGGAGCUACCAUCAGCUCUGAGCAAUUGCACAGAUCUUGAAACAAUUGACCUCAAGUUCAAUAUGUUCAGUGGAGAACUUUCCAUGUUCAACUUCUCUAACCUGAUCAAUCUUAAAAAACUAGAUCUUAUGGGAAACAACUUCACUGGCACAAUUCCAGAAAGCAUCUACUCUUGCACAAAUCUUACUGCUCUGCGGCUAUCCCGAAACAACUUACAUGGGCAGCUUUCAGUGAGAAUAGGGGAGCUGAAGUUUCUUUCUUUCAUAUCACUUAGUUUCAACAAAUUUACAAAUAUUACAAAUUCGCUUAAAAUCCUCAAGAAUUCUAGUACCCUUACUACCCUAAUUAUUGGGAACAAUUUCAAAGGUGAGGCCAUGCCAGAAGAUGAGACAAUUGAUGGUUUUCAGAACCUUCAGUUUCUUUCUAUACGUGGUUGUUCAUUGUCUGGGAAAAUACCUCUUUGGAUAUCAAAGCUAAAAAAGUUGAAGGUGUUGGAUUUGCAAGGGAACCAACUCAACGGACCAUUACCUGCCUGGAUCAAAAGCCUAGAGUCACUGUCCCAUCUAGACAUAUCAGAUAACAGACUCACAGGGGGGGUCCCAGCAGCCUUAAUGGAUAAGAAAGUGCUAAAAACAGGCAUGACUGCAACCCAUAUCGAUACAGAUCCAUUUGAACUUACUGUUUAUACAGUUUCAUCACUUCAAUACCGGAUACCCACUGCUUUCCCUAAAGCGCUCAACCUAGGUAAUAAUAAACUAACUGGUACAAUCCCCAAGGAGAUUGGUCAGUUGAAAUCACUCGCCGAACUCAACCUCAGCUUCAACUACUUAUCAGGAUAUAUUCCACAACAGCUCUGCAGCCUGACGAACCUGGAAGCACUAGAUCUGUCUAACAACUAUCUCACAGCUGAAAUCCCAUUGGCACUUAACAAAUUGAGCUUUCUCUCAAAAUUCAAUAUUUCUAAUAACAACUUAGAAGGGCCUAUUCCAACUGGAGGUCAGUUCGAUACGUUUCCAAAUUCAAGUUUUGAAGGGAACCCAAAGUUAUGUGGUAUUAUGGUUAAUCAGCUCUGUGGCUCAGCUGAGGAAUCUGCAGUGCCUAUCCUCUCCAGAGAACAAGCAGAGAGAAGGAUCACCUUUGUGAUUGGUUUUUGUGCUUUCUUUGCUAUAGGGCUCCUGUAUGAUCAAUUAGUCUUGUCAAAGUUUUAUGGUUAGUCUUGGUUUACCUAAGGAUUUGUGAUUACUUUUUGUGUAUGUAGCUCCUACUCUGGUUAUGGCAACAUCUAUGAUUAUCAAGAUUAGCAUAGUUGCAAACCAUAUUAUGUUCCUGAUGACUUUGCAUUGUGUCAACUGCUUGCAAGUCACAAGAUGGGUGCUACUUCUGGAAUCUCAGUCAUUUUCACGGCUGACCUUUUUGUUGUCUGGUUCAUCUACCAGUCCCCUUUUGGCA